AGGAGAUCUAAAACUUUUAUUGUAGAACAUACAUGAGUGAAAACUGAGACAUUUCUGUAGGCUCUCCAAGCAACGUGUUCAACCAACUGAGCCUAAAAUCAAAUUGUUUCCCCUAUAUCCCGAUUUCGAACGUUAAUUACAAUGUCGUCCAUGGACAAGAUCUUUUCAGAAUACCGUGCACGCCAGGCGCAGCAUGAGAUGAAUCAUGGCGUUUUCUCCAAGGGGAUCGCCUUUGUGGAAGGCGAGUUCGUUGAGCCCAACGAUGCCCGUAUACCCUUGCUUGACGAAGGCUUCAUGCACAGUGACCUCACUUAUGACGUCCCCUCGGUCUGGAACGGUCGCUUCUUCCGCCUCGACGAUCAUAUCCAACGACUUGUUACUAGCUGUGAAAAAAUGCGGCUGAGAUUCCCUCUGUCGACAGAUAGGGUCAAAGAGAUCUUGACCGAGAUGAUGGUCAGGAGCGGCAUUCAAGACGCUUUCGUGGAGCUUAUCGUGACACGGGGCAUGACAAGUGUGCGUGGAGCCAAGGCUGAGGAUCUUCUUGAUUCAAAUCUAUAUCUGCUUGUUCUGCCAUAUGUUUGGGUGAUGGAUCCUGAGAAACAAUACACUGGUGGUAGCGCCAUUAUUGCACGAACAGUGCGGCGGACUCCCCCUGGGGCGAUGGAUCCAACCAUCAAGAAUCUUCAAUGGGGCGACUUGACAAGGGGCCUGUUUGAGGCCAUGGACCGCGGCUCUACGUAUCCCUUCCUGACUGACGGGGAUACCCAUCUUACCGAGGGAUCUGGUUUCAACAUUUUCCUUAUAAAGGACGGUGUUCUCUACAGCCCUAACCGGGGGGUGCUUGAGGGCAUCACGCGUAAGAGCGUUAUUGACGUGGCCAGGAACAACAAGAUUGAAGUUCGUCUUGAGACUAUCCCAGUUGAGCUUGCAUACCAUUGUGAUGAGAUCUUCAUGUGUACGACGGCAGGCGGCAUUAUGCCUAUCACGACUCUUGACGACAAGCCAGUUAACGAUGGCCAGGUUGGGCCAAUCACAAAAGUUAUCUGGGAUGGGUAUUGGGCGAUGCACUAUGAUCCAGCGUAUAGUCUUCCGAUCAAGUAUAACUAGUGUUGGUGUAAAAUGCACAAGUUGUUGAUCUGCGGGCAGUUACAAUGAAUAUUAUAUGAUCAGGGUCGAUCGGGG
This is a messenger RNA of Aspergillus calidoustus, 1182 nucleotides long. Lineage: Eukaryota; Fungi; Ascomycota; Eurotiomycetes; Eurotiales; Aspergillaceae. The record is from the annotation of a GenBank genome assembly.